AUGGCCAGGGAUGCGGCCAUCGUAGUGAUGUCUCUCCUAGCGUAUGUGUGGAGCACCACGGGACAGCUUACGCAAGAUCUUCCAUAUCAAUGUGCGCUCGGCGGACAUCGGGUACUCGGUAACCCGUUUCGGAGUGUUUCGUACUCGGCCUCGGGAACGUCCGGAAAACUGUGUGACAAGACGCUGGAACGAGGGUGGUACCGAUUCCAGAUCUUCGGCAAAUAUGCCGAGAUGCCGACAGAGUGUGUCCAGGUGAGUCAGUGUGGGACAGAUGCCCCCAUGUGGUUAGACACGGGAGGCAGGAGCUACCCGCCUCCUGGUGAGAGUGCAAGACACGUAGCGUGUGCGGCGUGGAGUCUGGGUUCCCAACGCUCAACGCAAGACUGCUGCCUGUACUCUUUCCCCAUUACGGUUACCAACUGCGUAGACUUCUUCGUGUAUAACUUGUUACCAGCGAGAGGAUGCAACAUGGCGUAUUGUGCCACUGAGGGACGUGAAAAGUGUGCACCAGGUCAGAUUUCCCCAGAUGGAUUUGCUCCUUGUCGAGAAAGUUUCCCGUCUAUCCUGGGUCUACCACUGAUAACACCGGCCAUCCUUGACGAUGUCCUCUUCAAGUGCGCAUUCCGCGGGGUGGACUCCAGCCAGAGAUCAUUGAAGGGGUAUACCGUCUCCUGGUACAAGGCAGAUGGCACUGGAUCGUAUCAGAAAGUGGCAUCCGAAGACACUUUUCAGAAUUUCGUCUUCAUCAACCCAAGAGAUUACUUACGCAUGGGAGAUAAGAUAAUUUGUUCAGUCCAAGCUUUCUUCAAUGAAACAAGAGAACUGAAAAGUCCAGCAAUAGAAAGUGAUCCUUAUGAAGCGACGAUCAAGGUAACUCCGAGUAGUUUAGAGAUCUUGGAGAAUGGUCAACCUCAUUUUCUCAUCUUCGAGAGUACGAUGCCCAUCACGUGUGGUCAGAAAGACUCGGUGUGUUCGAUUAGAGUCGCGCUUACCACUAUCAAUAACGACGUUCAUCUUGGUCCAGAUAUCGUUCUAUCCGAGUGUUUUGUUGAUUUCCGUUCCCGUGUGUGUCUGGAACCCCGGUGCCGGCGGGCCUCAGUCCUCGUCACUGCCGUCACGGACUUCACACAAGACGGCAGGCGAAGCAGCGUCAUUGUCACGGGGGCUGUCACAAGUUCGGACCCUUUCUGGAAUGGCUUCGAUCCGGAAGAUGUAGAGGUCACGGUUGAAGAUGGAAUCACUGCACAGUGCUACGCGUUCACAGAACCACAUUUUAUCACCUUCGAUAGAAAAAAGUAUGACUUUUACAAAACAGGGACGUAUGUCUUGAUGAAAAGUGUCGUCAGAGAAUUCGAGGUUCAUAACAGAAUUUGGAACUGCGGCGGUGCAGUGGAGCAAGUUUCUUGUAGCUGUGGGUUUGUUGCUAGGGAAGACAAUGACGUCAUAUCUGUUGAUAUGUGUGAUGGUGACGUAUUUGAGACGACAGCGGAGGUCAAGAUACGAAGUCCGUUACCCCUUUCGGAUGGGGUCAAAAUAAAAGAGGCGCGAAAUGGUUCAAAGAUCACGAUCCACUUCCCAUCGGGUGCGUUCGUACGGGCUGAUAUUGCAGACUGGGGGAUGAGCAUAACUGUGCAAGCGCCCUCUGUUGAUUUUAACCACACGGUCGGUUUGUGUGGGACGUUCGACGGGAAUGCGGAUAACGAAUUCCACAAUAUUAGAGGAGAAACGAUGAAUAUAGCCAUGAAACACAAACAGGCAAAUGAGUUUGUUGAACAGUGGAGAUUACGAGAUGGCGGAAUGUUCAACUCUGUGCCGUCCAACGUCCCAUUUCGCCUCCAGCUCCCAUCGUGCUCCUGCUCCCUGUCCUCAUUGGGCGGAGCCAACAGUCUCUUCCCAACUGAAGAUCUAGAAUGCUUCGAUGACACCAACUGUGUUGCCAGAUGCACGAGGAAUGAAGGCGUGACGAGAAAAGACAUCGUCACAUCACUUGAUAUGACCUCGAUGUACAACAACGACGUCACAUCACAGAGGUUUAAACGAGCAGACAUAAGAGGCGCCCCAGAAUCCUUCCCAAAGUCAGAAACUCCAGAAAUGCACAGAAUUAAGAAAAGGUUCUCCGAUCCCUUUGAUUUCGGCGACUUCAUUCCGGAAUCGCCGUUCUUUUUCCCAGAGGAUGCCAACUUUGGAGCACCCCUCAUAGACACAUACUUUUUUUAUCCAGACCACAGUCCGACUGAUCUACAACCUGUGGUGAGUGGCUGGCCAACGGUUACCGGUAUCACUGAGGAGCAGGCACUGCAUAUAUGUGAAAUGACGAUACGUAACUCCUCACUUGGUUUAGCAUGUGGAAUGGACACGUUAAGAACAGAUAUGUACAUCCAAGAUGCUGUAGAAAUGUGCGUCGGGGAUAUACAACUGACGGACGAUAUAUCAUGGAGUGAUCAAGCUAUACCACUUCUAGAGAAUCAGUGUGAGGCUGCCGUCAUUGCGGACAGAACUCUCUGGAGAGUGAAUACUUUAGAUCUACCGUUGUCGUUGAACAUGGUGCCGCCGGAGAACAUUGUUAGAGCUUUGAAUUGUCCGAACAAUUGCAGCGGGCAAGGGGAUUGCUCAAAGCUGGGCUGUAUUUGCAACCCUGGCUUUUCCACGCAUGAUUGCAGUCACUCGAAUUCUGAUGUACCAGAGCUCAUUCGUCUUGAAAACAAUGGACUUUGCGACUGGCAAUCUCAAAGCUGCAGGAGUGUUCGUGUGAAAGCCAAGGAGUUCCAGUAUGGAAGGGCCUUGACAUGCCACUUCACCCCAGUUCAGAGUCACGAUGAUGAUGCAGCGGUCUUCCAAACGCAGGCUAGUUACAUCAACAAGCGUUCCGUCCUGUGCCGUCUCCCAUCAGACGAGGGCGUUGUUUUCAAGUAUCUGACGAGAUGGGAAGUGAAGGUGGCGUAUGUGGGAUCGCCUUUCAGUGACGGUUUGGUCUUUACUGUUUACGACUCAUACUGCCAAAAAUGUGACUGGAGAGGGAUCUGUCAAAUGAAGGCUGGUGCUUGUUUGAUCGACUCUGUCUGCCAUACCCAAGGUCAAAUCAAUCCUGACAAUCAGUGCCUGAAAUGUCUCCCAGAUUCAGAUCCGUACCAAUGGUCCAAUAACAACGAUAACGAGCCACCCAUCCCCGAGGACACUCCUCUUUUAACGUUCUUUGUCGGUGACGCCAUCAAAUACCAAAUCCUGGCUACAGACCCAGAGCAGUCUGCCGUCUCUUACUCUAUCGAGACUCAAGACAACGUCAGCGGUGUCGUCAUCUCAUCCGACGGUACCUUUAAGUGGUCAGCUACGACAGAGGGAGACUAUUCCUUUGCUGUGGUUCUCACUGAUGAGUGCGGUUCAUCGUCGUUGUCCAUACUCCAGGUGCGAGUGGUUUUAUGUGGAUGUCGCAAUGAAGGCGUGUGCGUGGUACCUUCAGCGAGUGAGUCAGAUGUGAUCAACCAAGCCGACCUACCGCGCUUUACAUGCGACUGCCCUCCGCGAUUUACAGGCACCCUGUGUGAAGUCAGCACAGAUGGAUGUGUGUCUAAUCCAUGCGUUAAUGGAAAUUGUGUUGAGGUCAAUGCAGAGUUCUCAUGCCAGUGUCAUGAAGGUUUCAUCGGAACCACAUGCUCUACACCUAGUGAUCCCUGUGCAAGCCGGCCGUGCUAUCCAGGUGUACACUGUCAUGCGAAUGAAGCCUCCAAUACACACUACACAUGUGGGGAAUGUCCAUCUGGGUAUACAGGGAAUGGUGUGAACUGCGAAGAGGUUGUGCAGUCGUUGUGUCAGUGGGGAUGCCCAAGGAGAAUGAGGUGUGAACCAACACAGGGGUGUGUCUGCAUAGAAGGCUAUGCAGGAUACAGAUGCCAUCAAGCCAUCUGUAAUCCUUCUUGCCGAAACAAUGGGUAUUGUGUCCGCCCCAAUGAGUGUGUGUGCCCCAUGGGUUAUUCGGGACCAACGUGCGAAGCAGCACAGUGCGAACCCGGGUGCCAAAACGGAGGCCGGUGUGUCCUGCCCAAUGUGUGCACUUGCAAGUACGGCUACUUUGGCCGCCGGUGCCAGAUUAUGACUUGUACAGUGAAUUGUGCUAAUGGAGGAUACUGUGUGACUCCAGAUACGUGUACAUGUCCUCAUGGUUACACUGGACCUACCUGCAAUAUCGCCGUGUGUAAGCCAGCCUGCAGUAAUGGUGGUGCGUGUGUCCGUCCAAAUAACUGUGUGUGCUUACGAGGUUUCCAGGGGUCACAAUGUCAAACCGCGAUCUGUUCACCCUCGUGUCGUAAUGGUGGUACGUGUGUUCGACCAAACAUGUGCUCAUGUCCACCCGGAUACUCUGGACACAACUGCGCAGUGGCAAACUGUGAGCCCCGAUGCCAGAAUGGUGGGCGUUGUGUCAAACCAAAUAAAUGCUCCUGUCCAUCAGGUUACAGAGGGAGGAAGUGUCAUAAAGCUAUUUGUGUAUCUGGUUGUCGGAAUGGCGGUGAAUGCAUAAAGCCCAAUGUGUGCAUGUGCAAGACAGGUUAUAGCGGUUCCAACUGCCAAACACCCGUUUGCAGGAGACCAUGUAUGUACGGUGGUCAGUGCAUAGGUGCUGAUGUUUGCCACUGUAGACCGGGGUAUGCCGGAGCACAAUGUCAGAGUAGACAAUCACACUCAAGAUUUAAAAGAGGAUUAGAUUCCAUGCCAGCAUCUUGAGGUAUCGACAAUCUCACCCAGCAAUGAACUUAGGUGCCAGCUUCAAAGUGUAAUAAAAACAAACAAAUCGCACUGCAGUGUUAUACAGGGAACCAAGAAAGCGUGUACAUAUUCAAUAUCAGAUCAGGGUACGUAAUGCUACCUUGUAAUGUGUGUAUAUAUGAGUGUCAAAACUGCAUUUAUGUUGGGAAGUGGUGGUACGCUGUUAUCGGACUACUUGCAAUUGUAAGGGGGAGUGUAGGUCCUGUGAUUGAACAUGGGAGUGGACAUCACAAGGACUUUAUGGAGGUUUGUCCAGGGCUAUUUAAAAAUGUGAUCUAUGGAUAUUUGGUUGAUGGAAGAUCAUCAGGCUGGCUAAAUUAAUUGCUUGUUACUAGACAAGACUGAAUUCAUUCUUGUCAUCAUUCGAGCCAACCACGUAUAAUUGUACGAGUAGUUACAGUUGCACAUCAUACAUGUAUAGUCGACCAUGUACGAAUGGUGCAGAAUCCAGUGUCAAAACUUAAAAAGGUGCCAUUUUGUCGAUUUCACAAAGAGUUAGGACUAGUCCUAACUUAGGACAAGUCCUAGGAGAUAUACA
This is a messenger RNA of Asterias rubens (European starfish), 5296 nucleotides long. RefSeq names its product von Willebrand factor D and EGF domain-containing protein-like. The record is from RefSeq and is a predicted model, not a curated record. Gene Ontology annotation, molecular function: calcium ion binding; signaling receptor binding. The coding region runs from base 1 to 4716 and encodes 1571 amino acids. The transcript has 31 exons. Gene Ontology annotation, biological process: anatomical structure development. NCBI's taxonomy places the organism in Eukaryota, Metazoa, Echinodermata, Asteroidea, Forcipulatida, Asteriidae. Gene Ontology annotation, cellular component: extracellular region; membrane; cell surface.